This is a messenger RNA of Cladocopium goreaui, 2336 nucleotides long. NCBI's taxonomy places the organism in Eukaryota, Dinophyceae, Suessiales, Symbiodiniaceae. The record is from the annotation of a GenBank genome assembly.
CUGGUAAGACCCCUGCCAAUUCACCAGCUGAACCUUUCGCCCUUUGUGAUGGCUGUGAUGGGGGUCAAGAAGAUCACGGUGAUUCGGGCGAGGAAUCUGGACCUUCCGGCCCCAAACAGAAGAUGAAAUAAGGUACAGGUGGUAGGUGUGAAUUCAUUUGAGCGGUUCAAUCAGAAGUUUUCCGGUGUGCAAGUCGGGCUGAAUGGAUGAUUUUGAAGGUUUGCUAUUUGAAAACACUGGAAGAAGCGAUUGACCAACACAUCAUUUUGACUAGCAUUUGCCAAAGGAUACGUGGUGCGGACUGUCCUUCAAUGAAGGAGCGCGUGCUUAGGGCAGUGGAUUCAGUUUUACUGGAACAUGGCUUCGCACAAACCGAAUUUAAAUUAGUGGUGGACAUAUCUGUUCCUGCAAAGCAUUGGAUUGGACGUGACCUAUAUAUGAGUGGUUUUAAGCUAAAGAACAUUGAUGCUCUGAUUGCUCUGGCAAGCAUGUGGCAUCGCGUCAGGGAUGCUCGCGGACCAGUUUCUAGAGGGUCAUACUUCAAUUUUGCACCGACUGAUGCCACCUGGCUACGUUUGCGUGAAAUCUACUUGGAUUUCACGUCCAUGCGCGGCAAGGACCGCGUGGAUGCCAGAAGGAAGAUUGACAGGCUCUUUGAGGAACGAAGCCCUGUAAGGGAAAGGAUCUGGUCUCAUUGGAAUCUAUACAUGAUGCGUGCGGAAAGGGAACAGAGAGAGUCUCAGAGACAGAGCUUAACCUAUAAGCAACGCAGACAAGAGCGUUCAGAACGCCAACGCAUGCGCUUGGAAGAUCGCGUGUCACGCCGGGUGGGCAAAGCGCAUUUGGAAAUUGCCAGGAAGCGACAGCAAUUGGAUGCUUUGCUGACCAUGUGGGGGAGAGUGAAUGAGGCUGAUGUCAAAAGAGCAGAACGACGAAGGGACAAGAGAACAGCAACACGGCGCUCUGGUGCCAAGAGAGCAGCUUCGGAUGAUCAGAGGCCUGAAAACAGAGUCAUUGACCCCGCUUUUGAAGCUUUUCGGAGCAACAUUGCAGAGGCUCGUGCUCGUAUAGCUGAGUCCAGACCUGUCUCGGCCUUGGCGUCUCGCUGUGAAGAACGAGUGCUUGCGCAGCGCCAUGCAGCCCGCGCGGUGUUGGAAAAUCUCAAGAGCCAUCGCGCAGCGUGUGGCCGUUCGAUUUCUUUGCUUGUACAGAAGAGCAAUCGGGUUCAGGUGAAGUUGUCCGACUCGCUGGAGAAGGCAGAAUCGGCCAUCAAAACCCUGGAGUCUGUGGCACUCCAUGAAUCCCUGCAGAGUGAGACUCGUCGAUGCCUUGCGGAUGUGGUGCCGAGAGAUCGGAUCUUACGCUUCACAGAAGCCUUGGAGGGAGAGGGUGCCCAAUUGCUGCAGCGCUUAGAGAAGUUGCAGCGGCAGGACAGUCAGCUUGAGGGAAUGUGCGAGCAAGUGGCAGAGAGAGUGGAACAGCUGAUUCGGGAGGACAGUGUGAGCAUCGAAUCGAAAGCUAUCCAUGUGGAGCAGGCCCGGGCACAAAGUGAACUGCCUCAGCUAAGAGCUUUGGUGCCUUCGGCCGGCGCCGCUCCUGCCACGGUGCUCGAGGAUGAGAAGCGUUCCGCGCUCCUAAGAGAUAGAGUAAUGUCAGCCUGCGCCAAUGUGCGCACUGCGCUGGACCAGCUACAAAGCUGCUGGGACCGGCAACAUCAGAUGUUUGUGCAGAGACUCCGGGAAGUGGCGUAUGUGCAGUCAAAGGUGCGCUAUGUGGAAAGACAAGCUGCUCUUUUGGAGGAAGAAGUGAAUGCGCAGAGCAACAACGCGCAGCACAUCGUCCGGCUGCAGAAGAUGCCAAGGGCGUACAACUCAGCCCUUCGAGAAGUGGCCUUGCGGCAGCAGUUCCGAGAGCGUUAUGUGGCGCAAGCUGAGAAAGCUCGCACUGCGCUCUCUAGGAUGGUUGAAGCAGAAAACAGCAGGCGCCGUGCCUUUUUGCAGCGAUACAGCUGCUAUUUGCCUGCGGACCUUGUGCAGGGUCUAGGAGCCUUCGCCCCGGCCAUCACCUUGGAGGUGCCCAACUUCGAUGCUGAACUGCCAGACAUCUCCAUGUCCUCCUUGGAGGUGCCUGAGAGGAUAGCAGGCCGGCCGGAGGCAGAGGCAGCGUCGAUGUCAUCGCUUCCGACAGGGGAAGCUUCUGGCCCUGCAGGUGCAGAAGCCAAGGACGCAGUGGCCACAGCUGAGAGAAUCGCGGAGCUUGAGGCACGGAACAAAGCCUUGGAGGAGCAGUUAGCGAUGCGACAGGAACAAGCUGCCACAAGCGCAAGUGAGGCCUGA